CCAUGAGCGCGCGGUUCUUGCGAGCCUGGCGGGGCGGGUGGGGCGGGGGCCGCGGGAGGGGCCACGCGACCCCCGCGGGGGAGGCCCCGAGGCGCGAGAAGCCCCCCUGGCGAGUCCUCUUCUUCGGCACCGACCACUUCUCCACAGAGAUCCUCCGAGCGCUCCAGGCCGCCCGAAUGCCAAGGCCAGAUCACCUUGUGGAUCACCUGGAGGUGGUGACCCUGCCACCCAGUCACUCAAAGGUACUUCCUGUGAAGAAGUAUGCAGAGCAGUUUCAUCUUCCUGUCCACAUCUGGCCAGAUGUAGGUGCCUGUGAGAAUUUUGACGUUGGCGUGGUGGCAUCAUUUGGACGUUUGCUUAGUGAGGACCUCAUCCUAAAGUUCCCCUACGGCAUGCUGAAUAUCCACCCCAGCUAUCUUCCGCGGUGGCGUGGCCCUGCACCAAUUGUCCACACCGUGCUUCAUGGAGAUACAGUAACCGGGGUCACAGUUAUGCAGAUCAGACCUAAGAGGUUUGAUGUCGGUCCAAUUAUAAAACAAGAAGAAUUUGCGAUUCCACCCCGUUGCUCAGCAAAAGAACUGGAGCCAUUGUUAUCCAAGGAAGGUGCAAACAUGCUGAUUGCCGUUUUGCAAAACUUACCUGAAAGUUUAACCAAGAAGAAAGAACAACCCAAAGAAGGAGUAACAAAUGCUCCUAAAGUCACUGUUGCAAUGAGCUGCAUUCAAUGGGAAGAACAAACUGCUGAGCAGAUACUAAGGAUGCAUCGUGCCUUAGGAGCCAUGAUGCCUCUAAAGACGCUGUGGAUGGGUUCCAGUGUAAAACUAUUGGACUUUGAAGAAGAGGAAAUUCUACCAGAUUUUACUGAUAAAGUUGUAGCUGAGAAAGAGGCAAUUCCAGGGUUGGUGUUGUACCACAAACAAUUAAAGAUCCUGGUGAUCCGGUGCAAGGUAGCGGCCAUCUCUGCUGAAACAAACAGGUCAAGACUGACUCACGAGCAAAGAGAACACCCUUGGAUGAAAAAGGGAAAGCACAUUAGGAAUUGCAGGACGUCUUCAACUUAAGAGCCCCAAAUUUCUGCUGCUCAGCAAGACAGCGCUAAGCGAGUGAGUUUUGCCCCAUUUUACGACUUUUCUUGCCGCGUAUUUUAAGUGAAUCACUGCACUUGGUCACAUGGUUGCUGUUGCUUCCCUGAUCUUGCAUUAUCAGUGAAAUUGGCUGCAGAAUUUACAACUGACUGAAAAAAAAAAUACUCCCUUGGAUCAAGAUCAAGGAUACAUUCAGAAAAAAAGCUCACUUUGAGAGUUGGUCUAUUAGGAAUCUGUAUGGCUAUAGAAUUUUUCAAAACAUAAAGAGACACCCCCCCUCCCCCAAAAAAGAAACAACCAAGGAAAAACUAAUCAUCUAAAACACUGAAUAAAAAUAUAACACUUGUAAUAAUACUUAUAAUAAUUUUAAAGGUUCAUGUCACUUGUCUCAUAUCAACAGAAAUCUAUAAAGAGGAAAGGGAAGGGAAGAAGGAAGGAAGGAAGGAAGGAAGGACACAUGAUGGGCUAUUAUAAUCUCAUAAAUCAAAUGGCAAAAUCUUUUUCCUUUUAAUUAAAAGGAAACAGUGACAAAUAUUUGUUUACAGUAACAGGACAUGAAAUUAAAUUAAAAGCAGGCUCAUACAGCCCUGUGGACUUGGAACUGAAGCUAGUCUAAAGAAGAUGUGAUUUUGCUUUGGCCACAGUUCUUUAUUGAUAUUCAAGUUUUCACAUUGUUUUAUGAUAUGUUAAAACAUGCUGUGGCAGAACGAACUCGCCAUUCCAAAGAAGCAUCUUAACAUUCCGAAGAGAAAUACAAUCAGGCUAAACGCCCAUUUUGUUUCUUUCAUUUUUGUUUCUCAGAUAUACAAUGUAAACUAAGCUAUUUUAAGUUAGUGACGGUGUGAGUUAAAUCUCAAAGGUUAGGUUUCUGCUUUAAGAGGGAGAACUAAAUUUUCUUUUGAAAACUCCUACUAGAGAUGCCACUGAUGGCCGACUUAGGUUACCAAACAGGAGGAGAGGAGUGGGAAUGGUGAUACUGGAAUUGUAGUCGACCCCAAGCAGAAUGUGACUCAGCAGCUUGUGAAGCCACAAAGAUGAAUGCGUUUGUGGGUUGCAUCCAUAGAAAUGCUGUUCUCAAAUAACAGAGAGUUGUUCCAUUGGAAUCUGUGCUGCUGAGACCCUUCCUCCAGUUUUGAAUCAGAAACUGGAGCAACCAGUGCAAUCACUAGAAAUCUUUUGAAGAGGGUCUGAAAACAUUCAGACUACUUAAUCCAGUGUUUCUCAACCUUAGCAUGCUGGAGAUGUGGGGACUGGCUUCCAGAAUUCCCCAGCUGUGGAAUUCUGGGAGCUGAAGUCCACACCCCUUCAGCUUGUUGAUGCUGAGAAACACCUAUUUAAUGCUGAAGAGUUGUGGCAGCCUAUAACGUCAUGAAAUUCCUGAAAGGGCUGAACAUUCAACUUUUUGAUUGCUCCUUUUUGGGGGGAUUUAAGGAGAAAAUUGGGUGUCUGAAAUCUUCAAAGCUGUUAGGCCUCCAUUUUCUCUCUUCAACAUCCCCAUGGGAAAAAGAAUCAGCCCAAUUUCAGGAUCAUACAUCUUAAGGCUUGCAGGGUUUAAGGCAUCUGUUCUCCCUCUUAAAGCGAAACCUUCAUGAGGUCCCCAGAUUUUAGAUUUGCCCGACUAACUCUGAGAAGUGAGGGCCUUUUGUGACUUCUUGCCUCAAGUCAGUGAAGGCUUUUCAGAAUGCCAAACAAGCCCACCCUUUUCAAAAACCUGGGACUUUCUGAUUUUUACCACUAUAUGUAAGUUUGAAAUAAAUCGCUUUUUUCCAAAAGGCAGCUGGACCUUCCUGUUUUUUUCUUUGAAAAUGUUUCGCUUCUCAUUCAAAAAGGUUCUUCGGUUCCAACUUCAGAACUUCUUAGACGAGAAGCGAAAUGUUUUCAAAGAAAAACAGCCUUUGGAAAAAGCACCUUUGAGACAACCACAACCUUUAUGAUGGGAGAAUCUCCAUAGACAUUUGAAAUAAAUCCACUUUUCUUCCGUCUUUACUCCUCCUGUUGUCACCUUGUCACCUGUCUUCCCGUGAUGCCAGAAAGAUUUGAACGGCCAUCUUGAAACUAGGGAGAUCAUUCCAGAUACAUUUUAUUUCUUCCUCCUGUUUUAAUGGAUGCACGCACCAUAAAAUAGACAAAAUAGUCGAUAAUGAGGAAACCAAGAGUAACAGGAAAGCCAACAGAUCUCUUCAGGCAGAAAAAUUAAGUCUUUCUUUUUUUUUUUGAUCCACUUUUUUUUCUUUUAAAGGAAGGCUUAAUACUGUAGCUGGUUGUGUCUUUAGACAUUGCUUCUUUCCUCCAUCCCAGUCACUUCUUUUUGUUUCUCUUUUCACCCAGAGUUUUAAAACAUUUUCCUUUCAAUUACCGCGUAUAAAAAUAGCUAUAGGAAUUCAACAUUAAACAAAGAAAGAACAUGAUCAUGAAGUGGCUAUUCUAGAGGUGAAGAACGUCAUCCAUACAGUGUCAGGAAAUUCAUUAGGAAAGGAAAAGGGAACUGAAUUAAGAGUCUCAUUUCAGUUUUCACUGAAAUGCUAUUAAAUGCUUUUUCCUAGGUCAACAGGGUGGGUGGGUGGAUGGGUAGGUAGGUAGGUAGGUAGGUAGAUGUUGAAAGUCUCCCACCAAUAAUCCUAUUGGAGAAGUUCUUCUGAUGAACAGCAUUGCCUACUUGGACUGCUUCAACUGAGGUAGGUCACUCUAUAAAGAAAAUAUGCUACAUUCUAAGGUGACUUCCCCAAGCUAGCCUUCUCUAAACGGGUUGGGACUUCAACCCUCAGAAUUACCAAUCGACCUACCUAGGAAUUCUGGGAAUUGAAGUCCUGACACAUCUGGAGGUGGCCAGGUUAGGAAAGGCCAUGCUAAGGCUUUAAACAUGUGGUCUAUGACCAUCUGUGCUGCCACCAGCGACCUAGAGGGCAACUAACAGAAGAAACAGGAAGAAAUCCAUCGUGGACAUCACAUCAAGGGCUUCAAGGGUUGUGAGGAUCAGCUGGAGGCAUCUUGUUAAACAGGCUGGUCUUGUGUCUGGUUUGCACACAGGCACACUACAGAAGUUAGGUUAGUGAGACCUUUGAACCAAAACACGAUGUGCACAUUUCACAGCUUUCUAUAUUUUGUGUGAGAAAAAUGAACGGCAGCAUUGAACAUAAGCCCCAUGUUCCAAAAUUGUUCCCUUUCUUCUCCAAUGAAAAGAGUUCAGACUGGAGAUUGAAGGAAGAUCUGGAGAGAUUGCCUGCCACAUAACACAAGUCAAAUCAGGGUCUGAUCAACCUGGGAGGAAGGUUCUGUGAACAGAAAGCAUUGGCUUCAUAGAGGGCCCUGGCAUGACACAAUGGUGUCUUGAAUAAACUGUGAUUGGAGAUGUUCAUAACAAUGUGCCAAAGCCAUAUACUAUGGUUGGUCAACCAUAAUAGCUAAUAGUAAGCUAUUAAGAGGUAAAAAUAAAGGUUUCCCUUGACCACUUGUGUCCAACUCUAGGGGGUGGUGGUUCUUAUCUCCACUCCUAGACAAGGGAGCCAACAUUGUCCAAAGACACUUCCACGGUCAUGUGGCUAGCAUGACUAUAUGCCGAGGUGCAUGGAAUGUUGUUACCUUCCCACUGAAGUGGUACCUAUUUAUCUACUUGCAUUUGCAUGCUUUUCAAGUACUAGGAGAACAGGAGCUGAGGCAAGAACGGGAACUCAAACUGUCAUGUGGUACUCGGGUCUCAAACUGCCAACCUUCCGUACGACAAGCCCAGCAUCUUAACCACUAGGCCAUUAGCUGGGUACUAAUCCAAAGCCAAGUUAAGCAUUUUGUUUCAACCCAGCCUA
Crotalus tigris (Tiger rattlesnake) is the source of this 4885-nucleotide messenger RNA. It is a transcript of the gene MTFMT, whose product is annotated as mitochondrial methionyl-tRNA formyltransferase. Gene Ontology annotation, cellular component: mitochondrion. The record is from RefSeq and is a predicted model, not a curated record. Gene Ontology annotation, biological process: biosynthetic process; conversion of methionyl-tRNA to N-formyl-methionyl-tRNA. The coding region runs from base 3 to 1061 and encodes 352 amino acids. The transcript has 9 exons. Gene Ontology annotation, molecular function: methionyl-tRNA formyltransferase activity. NCBI's taxonomy places the organism in Eukaryota, Metazoa, Chordata, Lepidosauria, Squamata, Viperidae.